Messenger RNA from Pygocentrus nattereri (red-bellied piranha), 3880 nucleotides. RefSeq names its product carbohydrate (N-acetylgalactosamine 4-0) sulfotransferase 14 (gene chst14). Gene Ontology annotation, molecular function: sulfotransferase activity. Gene Ontology annotation, cellular component: membrane. The transcript has 2 exons. The record is from RefSeq and is a predicted model, not a curated record. Bases 425 to 1516 code for a protein of 363 amino acids. NCBI's taxonomy places the organism in Eukaryota, Metazoa, Chordata, Actinopteri, Characiformes, Serrasalmidae. Gene Ontology annotation, biological process: carbohydrate biosynthetic process; dermatan sulfate proteoglycan metabolic process.
ACUGAUACUCGCUGUACCAUUUAAGGAUGUUCUUAGCUGCUUUUGGGAAGUCCUGACUUGUCCUGCUCAUUUGAAUCUGACAGAAGAUUUGUUCAUUGCCUAAUAAUAUCAGAGAGAUUGAUCAGGUGUGAAAGCCAAUGGGAGCUGACUGUUCUUUCUGCUCUAACUCAACGUCAUCUCAUCAACCGCUCGAGGUCUGUCCUGCUUCUUUCUCCGCCCCCCAGUUGGGGGAACAACUACAUUUCCCAUGAUACACAGCUCCCCAAUAGUUUUUUGGAAGAACUGAAAACUCUUGCGGACGAGAGACGGAAUGGGUAUGCGUUAGUCUGGCCGCCUUCUUUCCGUGGAGAGAACAAAGAAACCAGAAAACAAAACCUCAAUACGCACAAAGACAUCAAGACGGAGGACGGGACUCGGCUUCGCCAUGCCGCCUCGGAAGCCGGAGAGCGGGCUGAAGCGGGUUAGCGUGACUCGGAGCCGCUCGAUGCUCAGCUCCGGUCGACACUCGGCCGUUCUGCCCUCCGUGCUCACUUUCGCCGUGAUCGUGGCAUCCGGCGGCCUGCUGCUGCUCAUCGAGAAGGGCAUGCUGAACAGAGUGGACACCCCGUCGCCGCUCGCCAACGGCAGGAGACCGGACUUCUUCUACAUGAAGCAGCGGGAGCCCGCUGUGGACGUGGAAUCGCAGUUUUUGCAGGAGAUCCGUAACCGCACUAUAAGGGCCAUGUGUGGCCAGAGGAACACACCCCGCAGCGUGUGGUCCCUCAGCCCCCUGCAGAGGAAGACCCUGCUGCAGCACAUCCUGGUGAAUGACGAGCACCGCUUCCUCUACUGCUAUGUGCCCAAGGUGGCCUGCUCCAACUGGAAGCGGGUGCUGAAAGUGCUGAGUGGUGCGCUGGCGCACGUGGACGUCAAGGGGAGGAUGGACCACCGUGCAGACCUCGUCUUCUUGUCCAACUUCUCGCCAGAAGAGAUCCGGUACCGGCUGCAGCACUACUUCAAGUUCACAUUUGUGCGUGAGCCCAUGGCACGUCUGCUUUCCGCCUACCGCAACAAGUUUGGUGAGAUCGAGGAGUACCAGCGCAAAUACGGCGCUGAGAUUGUGCGGAGAUACCGCAAAGGGCAUGUGAAGGACAGGAGGAUGGUGGCAGGUGAUGACGUCACAUUCACUGAGUUUGUGCGUUAUCUGCUGGACGAGGAUGCAGAGCGCAUGAACGAGCACUGGAUGCCCAUGCAUAACCUCUGCCAGCCGUGCGCCGUGGAGUAUGACUUCAUAGGCUCGUACGAGCAGCUGAACAGCGACGCGGCGUACGUUUUGGAGCAUGUGGGGGCACCAUCGCAUGUGCGCUUCCCUGAACGCCAAACAUGGUACAAGCCUGUUACCAAGGAAACUCUGCAUUAUUACCUGUGCAGCGUCCCUCAGAAGCUGCUGCGGGAACUUUUGCAGAAGUACAUUCUAGACUUCUCCUUCUUUGGCUACUCGCUGCCCAACGUAACCACUGAGUACUGUCGACACUAGCAAAGACUUGAGCCGGGACUGUUCCUAUUGUACAGCUAUAUUAAGCCCUUUUGCUUUUGUAUUCCAUGAAAGUUACAAUAUAUAUUUUUUUCCUUCAGAUAUUUCCUUGUACAGUAUUGGGGACAUGUUUGAUUAUAGCAUAUGAGAGCUAUUUAUGUUGUAACCACUAUUUAGAACUGGAAUUAUUGCACAUCUGUAGAAAGAGGCAAAGUUACUAACAAGUGAAAUCUAUUUUUAUGUACUAAGUAAUAAUAUUGCUACCUAUGGGAAUAGAUAUUAUAGUGUGCUGGGCACAAAGCUGUGAUUUUACACAAGCACAAGGUUAGCUCUACAUUUCAAUACUGUUUUAACAUGUCCUUGUACAACUCCCCUCAAAGUGGAAGUGUUGAAAUGGCCACUUGCAGGACAAGGGGAGAAGGAGACGAUGAGAAGCAUGUUCUUUUCCCAAUGGAAGUGAUUUUCGUGUCAGUUUGCACAAUAUGGGUCAGCUUCUCAGAGGGGGAUUAAGCCUAGGGGUCUGGACUACACCAAAUUUUGAACGGAGGUCCUCCAUUAAAAGGAAAUUCCAGGACUAGGCUUAAUCCUUGACCAGGAAACUGACCCUGUGGUCUAGAUUUGUGGACAUGAAUUAAGCCUAGUCCAUGACCAAGCUGUAAUGUCAGUGGUGAUUUAUCAUCGAAAAAGCCUUUUUAGUCUAGGUUUAGCUUAAUCUGGCUCCAGCAAACCAGUCUGAUGUUUCAAACUGUGUAAAGUUGUACUGGCGAGAUAACUGAUUUUAAUGACAUAGUCAUAUAAAACAAAUGGAGUAAUUUACUGUAUAAGGCUCAAAUGUUUAUGAAGUAUUUUAUUGUAAUUUGUUUUUAUUGAGUAUUUGUAAUAUAAAGUAUUUUAGUGCACAAGCAGACACUUCUAAGCAGCUUUGUCUGACGUUGUUAUUUCAAGUGUGAAAAGGACACACAGUUGGAUUAUAAUGAUUUGCUCCAUUCGUCUCCGUGAAGUUUUGCUCCUGCAAACUUAUCUUGACCCCUUACAUCUCCAAGGGCUCAUCUAACAAUCUGCCUUUGAGCUAAUACAGCCACUGUGUUGAAAUACUGCAAGAUAAUCCAUUUUUAAAUCCCUUGAGUGUUAGCUGAGCUAGCUAGUAAACAGUGACUAGGCCAUCACCAGGCCGUCUGAAGCCCACUGGGAUUUUUGUGCUCUGUGCAUGAGUUUGAUUUAUGAUACUAAAUCCAAUGAGUUAACAAUAACAUAGAAAGGCUUUGCUAGGUAGAAAGACUUGUUAGCUAACCUAGCCAUGACAUGGCUUCCGUUGCACUCCUCUACAAACACUUAAUAUCGGGCUUUGGCUUUAUUGGUAAUGCACCCACAACCCUGCAGCAUACCCUAAAGCUCUGAAAGUAUUAAGAAGGCCAGGAUUUGUAACAGAAGCUGAGCAUUUUGAGGGUAAAGCAGGCUGAAAUAAAAAACUAUAGUAGUUACUUUUUCUGAAUUUGUAUUUGAGUGUUUCCUCAGUAACUAAACACAUACAACUUUAUUAAAGUUUUAUUUUGGGGAUCCUGCAAAUUGUGAUUUUGAGGCUUCCAGAGGAUCCAAAGGGUUAAAUAGAGGGUCCCCAAAAAUACCAUGUAUUUUAUACCUUGAGUACAGUAGUGGAGCAACCCUUUAGAUCGCAUCAGGGAUUCUCCUAAGGUCAAAUGGUGAGGUCAGAGUGGAGCAAGGAUGUUAAAUACAGUACUGAAACAGGGGGUCAGGCAUUCUGAGUUUUUAAAAAUGUCAUAUAUAUGUCAUAUAUUAUAUAUAUAUACACACAUGUCAUUUUUUUUCUUUAUUCAUUCUUUCCACAGAUCAAAAAGCCCAUAUUCUGCAUUUUUUCUUUUCUUUUGUUUCUUCCCCCAAAGUCAAUUUUUAGGUCAAUUUUUUAUUGUCAGUGUUUUGUGUGUGGAUGUAUGUGAAUGAUCUCUGUUCUGAUUGGCUGCCCUGUACUGUACCUCAAUCCAAAAGCAGUCAGGGUUGGAACACUCAUUGUUACUUUAAUGUGAAUGUGUGGGGCUAAACUGCUGUAGGCUGAAUAGGCAUAUAAGUACAUUUGUUUUACAGCUUUGUUUCCAUAUGUGGGCUAUAUGGACUGAGGUCUGAAUGGUCAUUCUGAAACUUUACAUACUUCAUCACAAUCUUGUGAAUAGCCUUUGAAUGAUUACAGCCUGCAUGAUGACAUUUGUAUCUGAAAUAGGGAAACCCUUAACAACACCGAUCAGGCAUAACAUUUUGACCAUCUCCUUGUUUCUACGCUCAUUGUCCAUUUUAUCAGCUCCAAUUACUAUAUAGGUGCACUUUGUAGUUCUAUUAGACUGUAGUCCAUCUGUU